Seminavis robusta is the source of this 3799-nucleotide messenger RNA. Lineage: Eukaryota; Bacillariophyta; Bacillariophyceae; Naviculales; Naviculaceae. The record is from the annotation of a GenBank genome assembly.
UCUUGACGGAUUGUAAUUUUUGCGGCAGCAACGGUCCAAAAUGCCAACCAAGUAAAAGACCAAAACAAAGACCGACCCAAACAAAGCAAAGCACGGCUUGGAUUAGAUUUGGGUUGAUCGAUCGGGGAGAGUCUUCUAUCAUCCAUCAUAUCCAUUCUAUCUUAUUAGCUAUCUUAUUAGUUUCUGAAGUAGACAAGAUGCUAGGCUGGGCGAGUAGCCAAUUUGAAAAGCUAUCUCAAACGGUAGCACCUCCUCCUACGGAUGGCAACAGUCGAUUUGUCUAUGCCGUUCAAAAGGGCGAUGAAGAUGGCGCCAUGGCGUGUGUGUCGGAAAUGGACGACGUCGCACGCACCAAAUUGAAUCCAACCCGGGGUUCCUACGCGAUUCACUUGGCGUGUCAACAGUGCAUGGAUCGCCUGAUUCGGUAUUUACUCCAACAACCCGGUGUCGAUUUGACAUACAUGGAUAGUGCCGGCAAUACGCCGUUGCAUUAUGCCUGUUUGUCCACCGACACUUUGCGCGCUUUGCCGACCGUCAAAUUGUUGGUGACAGAAUUGGGUGCGUCCGUCGUCGCCAAGAAUAGUUUGGGUCAAACCCCGUACGAUGUGGCGACGGUCAAUUCCGUACGACAAUUCUUAUUGCCACUCCAGUUGCAACAAGAAACGCAAGCGGCCAUUGACAAUGGCGGCGUUGGAUUGCCACCCGGGAUUGAUAUGGGAGGAUUGCGCAUUCGAAAUCCCGUCGCGCCACCGCCGCCGAUACGUCCCGCGCCCAUGUCCUCACCGGCGCCCACGCAUUCCAUGUUACAACAGCAAGAUGGCGGAGUGGCACCGACAUCCGGGGGCUACGCAUUGUCGGGAUCCUCGUCAGCCCAUACGGCCGUCAUGAAGGGAUUUCGAAAACCCGAUGGAUUUCAUUCCUCGUCAUCGGACGCCAAUUUGCAAAAGAAAUACGGACACUACCAAUCAUCUCAAUACGCCAAUAUUGCGCCCCCGCCCGCAUCGGGAGGAGCGCCCAUUGCAAGUGCGUUUGCUGCAGGCGGCGGCAACAAUCCAUUUGCCGGAGGAGCCGCCGCCAAUCCGUACAGUGGACGCGCCAAUUCCCGUUAUGUCGCCUACGAUGCCGUCUCCAAUACCACCUCGCCCAUGCCAAUGGCCAUGCCCAAUCAACGAACCAUGUCGGCACCCAAUACUGGUACCGCCAAUUAUGGAGUGUUUCAACCCGGUGGUACGACUACUACGCCACAGCAGCAACAGCAACAGCAACCAGCCAUGGCGGCGUUUGUCACACCCCAAAAGGAGCAGCAGCAACCACCGCAACAAGGAGAACAACAACAACUGCCAGCGGGAUGGAAGGAAGUUACCGAUCCAGCAUCGGGACGACUCUACUAUUACCAUGAAACGGAUGGAACCACGUCGUGGGAAAAACCUACAGCUGCCGUAACCGCACCAAUCGUUGUAGCAACCACACCCGAACCAACACCCGUGGCGGCGAAUACUACCACAGAAGAAGAAGAAUUAUUGCCGGGGUGGAAGCCAGCCACGGAUCCAACGUCGGGACAGGUAUAUUAUUACAAUGAACUCGAUGGUACCACUUCGUGGGAAAAACCAGUGGCACCAACUGCCACGGCGCCAGCACCGACAGCAACAGAGGCUACCACGACGAUGGAACCAACUACUAGUACAGAGCCAACACCAUCGCAACUCCAGCAACCACAGGAAGAACACAAGACAGAAGUUGCCGCGGAGCCAACCGAAGGAGCAAAACCGGAAGGGGGAGAAGUCAAGCAGGAAGAGACAAAGCCAGCUGAAGAGCCAAAACCGGAAGAGGUCAAGCCGGUCGAAGAAGCAAAAGCCGAAGAGGAAAAGGCACCCGAAGAGGUCAAGCCGGUCGAAGAGCCAAAACCCGAAAAGGAGGAAAAGACUGAAGAGGAAAAACCUGCAGAAGCGACGGAUGCCUCGUCUGCUCAACCAGCUACUACUGCUUCUGCCUUUGAAACCCCCGCUCCUACGUCUGCUGCUGCAGAGGUCCCUCCACAACAAUCUGUGCCUCCGGCCCUGCUGGAAGGAUGGCAUGAAACUCACGAUCCGUCAACCGGACAGGUUUAUUAUUAUCAUGUGGAUGGAAGGACCUCGUGGGAGAGACCAGUUGCACCAGAACAGAAACCUGUGGAGACCAUUCCUCAGCCGCUUCAAGUUGACCCCAUCACGACACCUGCGAAAAUCGAUCCAGUCACCACGGCAUUCUCGCCGUCGACAACGGCUGCGGCCGCCAUGGCAUUCGGGACACCGGCUGCGCAACAAAAUAGUGCCCAACCACCCCAAGGAGUCAUUAGCUUUAGUAGUGGAGCCCCCACGGUGCUUUCACCUUUGGCCGAGGGACAGCCACCAGGUGCCGCGACACCGGCUGCGAGCAAUAUCUUUGCGGCGCCGCCAUCGGGAGGAAUGACGCCGUUCGGUGGGGUUGCGUCCUCCGAAGUCUUUUCGUCGCCCACUAUGCCAUCCCAGGCAGCAAUCAGCAAUGACAUGAGAGCAUCUACGGAGCCAAAUGUGGCUUCUGCUGGAGCCUUUUCUUCCAUCCAGAAAGCACCGAACAGUGGUGCGGCGGAUUUGUUUGCAUCGCCUCCGUCCGGAGGCGUUUCUUGGUCUUCUGCUGCGAAUACUACCAUGGCAGAUGCUCCUGCUGUAGCACAACCUGCAGCCGUUACGUUUGCGCCAGCCACCAGUGGCCACGUCUCGCCCAUGCCGAACCAGGAGGCCAAGCCGGCUUCUGCCGCGGAUCUCUUUUCCGCGCCCGGUGCCAGUGCAAACAAUGUGUUCUCCACCGGUGGUCACGUGUCGCCCGUUCCAAAUCAGCAGGCGAAACCGGCAUCAGCCGCAGAUCUCUUUUCAGCUCCUAGCACUGAGUUUUCCACUGGUGGAAAUAUUUCGCCUGUCCCAGCAACAACAAAACCUGCAUCGGAUAUCUUUUCGGCGCCCAAUGCAAACGAUGCACCACCAAUGUCCGUGCCCCAGCCUGCUGCUGCGUCAGCUUUCUUUUCGGCGCCUGGUACAAGCAAUCCACCAAUGGCAAGUGGUCACGUCAUGCCAAAUCAAGAGGCCAAACCAGCCUUUGCAACGGAUGCCUUUUCAGCACCACCAGUCACAACAACGAACCCCACGCCCGUCACGGCGUUUGCAACCCCCGCGCCCGUAGCGGAUCCCUCAGCUGCCUUCUCAAUGCCCCCGCCUGCGGUUGCCUCGGGCCCUGCUGGGAUGAGUCCUUUUGCAAGUGUUGCUCCCAGUAACAAUGGUGCUGCAGCCAAUGCCUUUGCGGCCCCUCCGUUUGGAGGCACACAUCCCAUUGUAGACCCUGCAUCCGCGACUCCACCGGCUCCGGGAAUGCCAGCAGAACAAGUGUUCUCUGCGCCAACAACUCCUGCAGCAGCCACGACGGAAGCGCCCAAGACUCCCACUGCUCAUGACGGCGACUCGUGUGGAUCCGAUGAUGAAAUGAUGGACGACGUGCCACUCUCACCCAAAACGCCUCAGCAAGCCGUCCCGUUGGCCCCGAAUGUUGUUAAUGUUGCCCCGCCCACAGAUAUGUCAUUUCCUCCUCCGCCCAUGAACCAGGCUCCGGCACCCAUGCCUGCGACCCCGGGAGCCGAGUCUUUGUUUGCGGCGAUUGGGAUGCCCCCACCCCCAUUCUCGGCCAAGAAAUAAUAUUGAACACACCCAAAGAAAAGAAAAACUGCUAUCGAGUUGGAAAGGAGAGGGGAAGUAUUAUAUGAUAGAUAAUUAGUUAAUAUCUAGCGUAUCUG